CCCCGCUCUAAAGUAAACACCGCGGGUGGCGGGACCGGUGCAGCCCGACCCGACCGCUCACCUGCGCUGGGCCAUGGCCGAGGGGCCCGCGGACCCCAGGGGCCUGCACGGCCUCAUCCUGCGGUGGUUGGUGGACAAUUUCUGCAUCUGUGAAGGGUACAGCUUGCCUCGCUGUCUCAUGUAUGAGAUUUAUGCAGAGACCUGUGGGCAGCAUGCUCAGAACCAAGUCAACCCAGCAACGUUUGGGAAGCUCGUGCACCUGGCCUUUCCUGAUCUCGGCACCCGCAGACUGGGGACCAGAGGCAGCGCCAGGUAUCAUUAUGAUGGAAUCUAUAUAAAGAAGAGUUCUUUCUUCUAUUCUCAGUAUUGCUGCCUCCCGGGUGAGAAAAGGAGUCCCAGUGGCGAUAUCACCUUUGAAAAAUCUAUUGAUUAUAACAUCGUCCAACAAGAAAGAACUUGUGAAAGUAAUUCACUACUAAAGACAUGUCCGGUUGGCCUUCCUUUAUCUGAAAUCAGAAGAUGUCCACUUUGGGAGCAAGAACUGGCAAAGAAAUAUUCCUACACGAUGAUGGGCUUCCUCGCUGACGAAUACUGCAGCCACUGUCAAGACAUUUUGCAAAAUGUGAGAAACCAAGAACUGGAGAGGGUGCAGGACUUGCUUACAUCUUUCUGGAAAUCUCUGCAGCAAGACGUAGUGAUGUUCAUGGCCCUUCCUGACGUGUGCCAGCUCUUGAAGUCCUAUGACGCGCAGCUGUACAAGGGACUGGAGGACCUUCUCCUGCAUGACUUUCUGGAUGACGUCUCUAUCCAGUACCUGAAAUCUGUCCGGUUAUUCAGCAAGAAGUUCAAGCGGUGGCUUCUGAAUGCUUUGGAAGGUUUCCCGUCCCUCUUACAGAUCUCCAAACUCAAAGAGGUCACCAUGUUCGUCAAGAGGCUCAGGAGGAAGACGUACCUUUCCAACAUGGCGAAGACCAUGAGGACGGUGCUGAGAAACAGCAGGAAGGUCAGGCUCCUGAAGUCAGAUCUCCAAGCCAUCGUCAGCCGGGGCACCCUGGACGUCUCUCCGGAGCCCAUGGAAAGUGACCUGAGCCACGCGGAAGAGGCGGAGAGCCACCCGGAGAUGAAAUGUUUAAGCUGUUUAAUUUCUUUGCUGGGAACAUCAGCAGAUCUCAGCGUAUUCCUGAAUUGUCUGUCUUCAAAUCUCCAAGCAUUUGUCUUCCAGCCGAGCAAAAGCAAGGAAGAGUUUAUGAAACUGGCUGCCAGCUUCCAGCUGAAAUGGAAUUUCCUCCUCACUGCUGUGAGCAAAGCCAUGACCCUCUGCCACAGAGACAGUUUCGGCUCCUGGCAUCUGUUCCAUUUGCUGCUUUUGGAAUAUGUGAGUCACGUAUUUCAGUCGUGCCUGGAGGAGGAAGAGGAAGAGGAGGACGUGGGGAAUCUCAAAGAGGCGUGGCCAGAUGAUCAGCGUCUCGCCCAGCCAGUCCAGGCACUCGCCUACCCUCUAGAUCCUUCACUGGGCCCGAGCGCCAGCCCAGCGAGGGUGACACUGGGAAGCAGGAGCCACAGCCUCGGUCCCGUGGGUGUGAGCAGCGUGGUCCUCUGGGUCCUGGGAUUCCUGGUGGACACUGCCACGGGCAAUAAGCGCAUCCAAGUCUUGCUGGAGGACAAGGCCACCAAAAGCGCCAUGAGACUCAGCCUUCCCAUGGGAGAAGAAGCCCUCGUAAGCCUAAAAGAUGGGCGCAGAUUUGUGAUCCACAUUUCCGACAUACCCUAAAGCUCUGAGAAAGCAGUGCUAAGAGGAAAGAUAGUUUAAACGAACAAGAUGUGGGGAAACAGCUACACUUACCUUCUUAAAAGUAUGUUAAAUCCUAAAGCUUUUGUAAUGCUAUGGAAAAAAAGGUUCUAUGUAUAUAUUAGAAGUAGCAUUUUAUGUUCAUAUGUAUUUCAAGGAGUUGGUCUGUAUCAAACUAUAAGCUGAUUUGGAGAAUAA
This is a messenger RNA of Chinchilla lanigera (long-tailed chinchilla), 1987 nucleotides long. It is a transcript of the gene Rfx8, whose product is annotated as RFX family member 8, lacking RFX DNA binding domain. The coding region runs from base 74 to 1771 and encodes 565 amino acids. NCBI's taxonomy places the organism in Eukaryota, Metazoa, Chordata, Mammalia, Rodentia, Chinchillidae. Gene Ontology annotation, molecular function: DNA-binding transcription factor activity, RNA polymerase II-specific; RNA polymerase II cis-regulatory region sequence-specific DNA binding. Gene Ontology annotation, biological process: regulation of transcription by RNA polymerase II. The record is from RefSeq and is a predicted model, not a curated record. The transcript has 15 exons.